AUGGUGGAAUGGAACGUGUCUGGUGGGUUCUCCGUUUCCCCAUUCUCAUCUAGACGUCAACGAAUCGGGUCUCCACGAAAACCCCUAUCUCUACGAAAUCGACCGUUUGUCUGCGGCAGCGUCUUCACCUCUAGACUUGGUCUACCCCGACUGGGAGUUGCACGCCCCCGCUACCAUCGAGAAGCCGCGUCCGGAGAACGAGACGCCGCUGAUCUUGGUGGAGACGGAGGCGUCGAUGCACGAACUGGUGAAUUCGCUGAAGCAAGAGCAGGCGAUCGCGGUGGAUCUGGAGCACCACAGCUACCGAAGCUAUCAGGGCUUCACCUGCUUGAUCCAGAUCUCGACGCGCACGACGGACUAUCUGGUGGACGUGCUGGCGAUCCGCGAGUUCGUCGGCGAGCUGAACGAAGUCUUCACCGACCCGUCGAUCCUCAAAGUCCUCCACGGCGCCGACAUGGACGUCCAGUGGCUCCAGAAGGACUUCGGCGUCUACAUCGUCAAUCUCUUCGACACGGGCCGCGCCGCGCGCGUGCUGGGCUUCGAGUCCUUCGGCCUCGCCUAUCUGCUCAAGCGAUUCUGCGGAGUCACCGCCAACAAGGAGUUCCAACUCGCGGACUGGCGAAUCCGCCCCUUGACGCGGGACAUGAAGAAAUACGCGCGCGAAGACACGCAUUUCCUGCUCUACAUCGCCGACGAGCUUCGCGCGCUUCUCCAGUCCCAGUCCCAGUCCACAGACCACAACCUCAUCCGGGAGGUCCUGGAGCGCAGCGCGCAGCUGACGCGGCAGAGCUACCAGAAGCCGCAGACCACGCUGGACGGAGUAUUCGCGGUUAUCGAGAAGUUUUGGCGGGGAGGAGUUUCAAAACGCGCGUCUUCGCGCUGCUGUUCUUCUGGAGGGACGCCCUCGCGCGCGAAAUGGACGAAUCCCCGCAAUUCAUCCUUCCCCAGAUUUCCCUCUCGAAGCUGGCGCACAAUCUCCCGCGGAACACCGCCGAUCUGUUCCGCCUGCUGCAGCCGGUCCCCGCGGUUAUCCGGAGCCACGCGCGGGAAAUCGUGGAACUGGUGCAGCGCGGGUUGGAGGGCGUUUCGCUGGAGGAGGCGGCGAUCCGCGAAGCCGUGUGGCAGGUUCGGUUCCCCGCGGAACCUUCGAUCGAAGCCAAGACGAAGGAUUCCCGCGGGGAAGAGCCGGUGGCGGUGAAGAGCGCGCGGAAAAUCGCGGGAGAGAAGAGCAAACUGGACGGUUUGGUGAAGGAGGGAGCCGCGCAGUUGCAGAAGGCGUUUCAUCCGGAUUUUAGCCGGCCGAGCGUGCCUCUGAGUGAAACGCCCAUGGUCCCCAUUUCCACGAUUCCGAGGGACGAUGAAACGCCCCAGACGGUGGAAACGGAGAACCAGAAAGUGGAAAGAGAGAAACGGCGGGAGGAAAUGCAGAGCCAGUUCCAUUUAGAGACCAUAUUGAGGGAAUUGGCCCUAAUUAAUGGGGACAUGGAGGGAGACGAAGACGAAGAUGUCGAAGAUGACGGCGAAGAUGACAACCGGGUCAACCGGGUCAACCGGGAAACCGGGCAAUCGGCGAUGGAAACGGAGAAACCGGAGCCAAUCGGAUCGAUCCGCGAGAAAUACGCGAAUUCCCGCGACAAUCGGCAGUCGGUGAAGCGAGAAGCAAAAGGGGAAACGGUGGAAGAGCUGCUGGGCGUUUCUCCGGUGGACCUGCGAAGUGAGGAAUCGAUGAAGAAAGCGAUUGGGUGGAAAUCGAAGAAACCGAAGAAGGAAGAAAAAGAAAAAGAAAACGAAAAAGAAAACGAGGAGGUGAUCGAAUUGCCGAAGAUCACGGAGGAAGAGAUGCAGGAAAUGAUCCAUUCUGUGGGCGCGGAUGAGUUUAAUGUGGAUAAGGAGAAGUAUGACAGCACGCUGAAUAAGAAUAAACAGAAGAAGAAGGGAGAACAGCAGAAAGUGGCGGAGAAGAAAAGACGGUUCAGAAAAGGAAGACAGUGAAAUCGGAAGGAAGGAUGUGUGUUUAGAUUCAAUACU
Molecule: messenger RNA, 2028 nt
Organism: Blastocystis hominis
Lineage: Eukaryota; Bigyra; Opalinata; Blastocystidae
Product: Exonuclease RRP6
Exons: 12
Coding region: 1-1992 (663 amino acids)
Biological process (GO): histone mRNA catabolic process; nuclear polyadenylation-dependent snoRNA catabolic process; nuclear polyadenylation-dependent rRNA catabolic process
Cellular component (GO): nucleolus; nuclear exosome (RNase complex)
Molecular function (GO): nucleotide binding; 3'-5'-RNA exonuclease activity; nucleic acid binding
Source: RefSeq, a predicted model, not a curated record